This is a messenger RNA of Parathielavia appendiculata, 826 nucleotides long. RefSeq lists its product as uncharacterized. Bases 109 to 570 code for a protein of 153 amino acids. Gene Ontology annotation, cellular component: mitotic spindle polar microtubule; mitotic spindle pole body; DASH complex. NCBI's taxonomy places the organism in Eukaryota, Fungi, Ascomycota, Sordariomycetes, Sordariales, Chaetomiaceae. The record is from RefSeq and is a predicted model, not a curated record. Gene Ontology annotation, biological process: mitotic sister chromatid biorientation. The transcript has 3 exons.
GUUCGCUUGACGAGAUAGGAAGUGAAGAACAAACACCAAAUAAUCAACUUUGAAAUCAACACGCACGUCCGACCAGCAUAACGCAACGCCUUGUCACCUCCCCCAACAAUGGCACACGAAGAAACGUCCUACCGCCGCGCGCGGUCAACCUCCCGCUCCCGACCGACAACUCCGCUCCGGCCCUCGUCGCGCUCAUCCUUCCGCGAAUCGGCCCGCAGCAUCCAGGGCGAUGCGGCGUCCUUCCCGCUUAACACGUUCGAGCCUGCGUUUGCUGAGCUGUCAGAUGCCUUCGCCGACCUCGAGGCAAACAUGAUGCACUUUCAGUUGAUGCACGAGAGUCUGGCGCGAUUCAGCGAGAGCUUUGCGAGCUUCCUGUAUGGUCUCAACAUGAACGCUUUUUGUGUUGAUUUCCCAGAGGGGCCGAUGGCAGAGUCGUUCAGACGGAUGAAGCUGAAGGAAGAGGAACAACAGAGUGCGACGAGUAACCCGGAACGGAUGAUUGGCGAGGUUGACACCGAGACUACAUUUAUGUGCGCAGCCCUAACAGCGCGCUUUGGGUUCCAAGACUGACGAAGCCCAGGACAACGGACACCUCCUUCGUUGAAAAUCCCCCGUCGACCAAGUCGUCGCUCAGGUAUCGAACGCCAGCACCGAACCAUCAGUUGCGAGUACCGGCGCCUUCCACGAGCACCACAGGGUCGACAUCUACAAGGGGUGUGGGGAGGGGCGGCAGGGGCGGCACCCGGGGAACGCGGCCUAGUGGGCUUCCGGCUCCCAGGGGUCGCGGUAUCAGUUGAAGCGUCCCGACACAUGGAUUCCGUAACAG